Messenger RNA from Podarcis lilfordi (Lilford's wall lizard), 27900 nucleotides. NCBI's taxonomy places the organism in Eukaryota, Metazoa, Chordata, Lepidosauria, Squamata, Lacertidae. The record is from the annotation of a GenBank genome assembly.
CAUAAAUAGCUUAAAACAAAACGUAAUGGUUUGUUUUGCUGGUAGAAAUCACUAACCUUUGAGAUUUUAAAGAUAUGUUUGAACUGAUUUUUUUAAAUAAAAAAACCUUGUUGUCCUAAAAAAGGGCAUGGUACCUUGAAUACUAAUAUAUUUGUGAAAUCAUGUGCCAGCCAUGAGAGAGUACAUGCUGAUAAAAGCUUCUAUAAAUCUCAUAUGUCCAAAGGUUUUAGAUGGCGCAUUUCAGUUUUAAUUCCCCAGUCCAUCAUGCAAUUUCUUACGAUGACUUUGGACUGUAAAGCAUUGCCCAUAUGGUGCAUUGUGUAAGGAAUUACUCAAAGGUAUGUUUAAUAUAUUCCUUUCUUUCCAAGGGAAUGAUGCAACAGACAUUGUUGAAAAUGAUACUUCAGUUUAGACUAGAAAUCCUUUUUUUUUUUUUUUUUAAGGACAUGUCUUGAAUUUAUUUAUAGGAACAGCAAUUGCAAUGUAAUAUUUGUCCAGGUACGAGGGUGCAGGGGGAUUCAACAAGCAACAUACUUAGAUAGGAAAAUCAGAAUAAUUAUUUAGAGAAAAUGUUUUAAUUUGAAGGGGGGGAGGCUAAACUUUUAGCAAAAUAAUCCUGUUUGCAAGGAACCCAUCUUUGUGUAUUACAAUGCAAUUCACCACAUUAUUUCUUCUUGGUUGCUAUAGAAACUAAUUCUGGUGCAGCUGUGAUCGCCUAUCAAAAUUCUAACAUUACCCUAUGUUACAAUACACAUUUCUUACUUCAAAGUAAAUUGCAAUAUGGUGUCUGGUUAAACCAUGUACUUCAUCAUUCAAGAAUUGUUGAAUGGCCAAAAUGAUAAUGCAAUUAUGUUUCUGAAAACUGUCCCUGCCUACUUUUUUUUGCAACUUUGUACAAGAAAACAAGAGUGCUUACUUAUGGUUGCUUUUAACUGAAAUCAGGCAGCUCGGGGAAGCACAUGAUAUUUUGCGAGCCCAAUCUUUGUUUCAUUUCAUGGUCAUACAUUGUUCAGCCACAAUUGUUUCUAAUAGGAGUUAAUUUGAAAGUAUUUGAUUAUGCUGUGACUUCUCUUCUGGUUUAUAAUUCUAUAAACAAACCAGUCUUCUAUGAUAACAGUUUAAAACAGCUGCUUUGGUGAAGUGGGACAAGUACCAUAACAGUGGUAUACAUGCUAUGAAAACUUGAAACAAAAUAAUCUUACUGUGAGCAUUAUAUUCAAACCAUUUUCUUUUAGAAUCUUAGAGCUGGAGAGUUGGAAGAUACACCAAAGGUCAUCUAGUCCAACCCCCUGCAUUGCAGGAAUCACUGCUUUUAAGGUAGGGUGCAGUCAGCAGUCCCUACCGACGUCCUUUGAUAAACAUUUUAAGAUAAGUGGAUUUUGCAUAGAGCCAUGAAAUAAUUUUAUUCCUGUUAUUGAAACCUUAAUAAAAAAAAUUCCAGGCAAGGGAACUUUAUAGUAAGGUUGGCUGUUGAAUUCAUGGAAGUCUAAUGAGAUUUGCAAAAAGUUAUUUACCUUCUGAUGCAACCUAUCUUAUGAUGAUAGGAAGGAGAAGGAAGGGAAGCAUGGGCAAACAGGAAAAGAAUAUGCGAUUAUUUCAAUUGCAUGUGCUUAAGGCCUAACUGCAUAUUGCAUUUAAAAUGUUACUAGCCAUCAUAUUGUGAGUUUUUUUAAACAUAUACUACCGGGCACAGAGAGAGGUGGUGGUCAGCACCUUUUAAACGGUUAAUGGUGUCCCCCCCAAGUUUUAUAUUUACAGAUCAUAUUUUCAUCCUUAUUUAAUAAUUCACAUAGAGUUCCCUACCCAGGUUUCCGUGGCAGUUCAGAUGCAUCUUAUUUAGCUACAUAUCCAUUAAUUUAUCCAUCCUGUUUUUACCCCCUUCCAUAUCGUUGUUGUUAUCAACUGUUAAUCAUAACAUUCCAAGUCGGUAGGGAAGGUUUAAAACCUUCCCACGCAGCUGUGAUCUUGAUAAAAAAAAUCCCCUCCCAAGCACAGUGUAAUGAAUAUGGGUUGCUCGUGCGUAAGUUGCCGCCUCUCCUGGCUAUGUUGCCUGGUUAAACCUUUCUGUCUGGACAGCCCUUCACUUCGUGGCUGCCUCAGUCGCUAGCAGAAUCCGUCAGUGGGCGUUUCUUAAACCUUUUCCAACAUAAAAGUUGUUUGACGCCAAGUCUCCUCCUACUCUCCCUGCGCGGAAGUCUUCUGCGCAGGGAGGGCGUGGGUAGCGGAGGACCCGUGCUCUCCCCGCUGGUGUCCGGUGAAGAGUCCUGGAGCCCUCUCGCCGAUUCCCCCAUCUGCCCCCCUUUAUCCCUGGUGUUGCGCUGAUUUGCUUCCCCAUCUGCUGAGCUGCCUCUCUCCCUGCUGGGCCCUUCUCCAGCAUCAUUUGAGAGCCUUCCCUCCGCCUCUAGCUCCGAUGUCAGUUCCCUGACACACAGUGAUUCACAAUAGGGAAAAACUCCCACUGGUACCUAGCCAAUUCAUGCUUAAUUCAUGCAAAAUCCAUAUUACUAAUGUUUUGAUUGGGUGGGGGAAAGAGAUGAAAAACGAAACUAAAUGAUAAUUCUUUUCUGGUGCAGGUGCAGCAUCUGUUCACGGAGCAGUCCCCACAGGGCUCAGUCAAGCUCCAUUUCUCCUCCUCUAGGCAGUGCAUGGGAAUAUUAUGGGGCCUUUCCUCCCUUAUCCCCAUCCAGUCUUCCCUUGUGUGAGUUUUUUCAUCUAUGAGACAUGUGCAGGUUGCAUACAGUCAUGAUAAAACACUGGAAUGAGAUAUGGGAGGCAUGCAUAGCUCUUUGUUCCCCAUAAUCUUAAGGUGGGCAAACGUGGGAGGUUGGGUGUGAAAUAAAACAGUUUUGCUGAGAUGACAUGGCUCAGAGACUAGAUCAGGGGAUAGCAAACUUUUUCAGCAGGGGGCCAGUCCACUGUCCCUCAGACCUUGUGGGGGGCCGAAUAUAUUUUUUGUUGGGGGGGGGAAUGAACGAAUUCCUAUGCCCCACAAAUAACCCAGAGAUGCAUUUUAAAUAAAAGGACACAUUCUAUUCAUGUAAAAAUACGCUGAUUCCCGGACCAUCUGUGGGCCAGAUUUAGAAGGCGAUUGGGCUGGAUCCGGCCCCCGGGCCUUAGUUUGCCUACCUAUAUACUAGAUGCUACAUUUCUUGUUUUUAACUGUAAGCUGCCUUGAUUCCCAUCAGGAAAAAAGGCGGGGUAUAAAUAAAUAUAUUAUAAGAAGAUGUUAGCUACAUAUCUUUGCAUUUAAGUACCUUGUUUUCAAUCUUGGAGACCAGGGUUCAAAUCCCUGUUCAGCCAUGAGGCUGUGUAACUUUGGGCUGGUCAUAAUCUCUUGUCUCUUGCACAGGGUUGUUGUGAGGAAAUAGCAUACGCUUCAACAUUUCUCCGAUGAAAAUAGGGACACCCCAUUCCAUAAUGAUAAUUUUACUAUUUAUACACCACACAUCUUACUCUGUUGCCCUAGCCACUCUGGGCAGCUUCCAACAUAUAUAAAAACAUUUUUUUAAAAAAACAACUUCCCUGAACAGGAUUGCCUUCAGACAGCUGGGGUGUGUGUGUGUGUGUGUGUGUGUCAAAUAAUUCCAUACCUGCCAACAUUUCUCCAAUGAAAAUAGAAACCAGGGUGGUUUUUCUAAAUCAUCUACAUCCCUGGAAAAUAGGGAAAGUUGGAGGGUCUGCUAUAACUCUCAGAUCACUAGCUGAGAGAACGCUUUUCACAGUUUCUAUAAUGCUUUUUACUAUUUUAAGAAUGCUUUUACUACUACUAUUACUACUAUUAUUGACAUCUUUGCCAGCUUGGUCUACUUCAGGAGGAAGAGUGGGAUAUGAGUUAACUGAAUGAAUGAAUGAAUGAUGGGCAGCCAGAGAGCUUUGUAUGUCACCUUGCAGGAAAUAUCAGAUAUAAAUGUAACAAAUAAAUAAAGUGUAGCUUGGGAGAAGGGGCUUAACCAUUUGUCCUCCACUAUGCCCCCACUCAUAGAAAAGCAAAUGAUACUCCUCCACCCCUCUGCUGUUCAUAUCGUAAAUCUGAAUCUGGACCAAAGUGAAGGAGUUAAAUGCAAAUCUCCCUAUUUAUAUGUUUUAAAAUGCUACACUUAAAAGCACCGAUACAUAGGUGUUGCAAUAUAUACAUCCCCUAAUAUCUUUUUUCUGAUUUGCUAUUAAAUAAUUUCCACACCUUCAAAACAGUGCCCAGUUAAUACAUGGUUUUAAAGGAUUGGCUGUUCAAUUUUUUCCCUGUUCUACUGUGCUGGCAUCAAGGGCUAGAAUUAUUAUUUUCUUACUUGCUUUUUAUUGACUAAGCCGUCCCAACAUGCAACGAUUUUUUCCGCGUAGAAGAAAUCAAAGUGGUCUUUGUUUGUAUCCCUGUAAGAAAACAUUGGAAUGUUUUAAUCGUGUGGUUUUUUCCAGAUAAGUCAUUUAGCUUCUGAAUGGAUCUUCAAUAAACCAUUUUCAGUUUUGGAAUUAUCAUACAAACAUUUUGCAGCUGUAGCUGUCAGAUUUGUUAGUAAUUAGCUACUUAUCUGCCACCUUCAAAUGGGUUGUUUAACAAGCUGUAUAAAACAGUAAUUUCAAAUUAGGUAUCUAAAAUGUUACAUUUUAUGCCCAUGAAAAUGUUGAGUGUGUAAACUAAUAACUGUAAAUAGUAAAUACAUCAGCAUUCUUUUGAAAUAUGCUUUUACAACUUCCAUUGUGACACUAUUGACUGUAAGGUGGUAAAACCAGCACUUCAGAGUAGAUUGUUCAGUACUUGUGUCUCCCCACAGUCAGAUUGUCUUCUGAUGAUUAGCUUUCCAUUAGGAAGGAACUCAUUCUGGUUCUUGAAUUGGCAUAAUAACCUUGUAUGUUUUCCCAUGUUGGUGAUGAAGCAGUUUGGGUCAAGCAAUUCUGAGCUGAAGCGUCUUCCUGCAGGAUCGGGAGAAGGUUAAAUCUCUGCCCACAUCUCCUUCAUCCACAAGCAGUGAGGAACCUAUGGCCUAGCAGUUGUUGUGGAAUUCCCAACCCCCAUCAGCCCCAACCAGCAUGACCAAAGAUCAGGAUGAUGGGAGUUGUAGUCCAGCAAUGUCUGGAGGUCCACUGGUUCCCAAACCCUGACUUAGACGCACAGCCUGCCCAGGCUGCAUUGGAUUAAAAUAAAUAGUGCUCAGCUGAAAGUUAGCUUCAGCAAUGUUUCAGUCUGAAAUUUUGGGACAGGGGACGGAGUGGCAGUCAAGGGAAAAUGACGCCAAAGUCACCCUACAGUUUACCCUUCUUCAACAUCACUUUUCUUAUGGUGCUGGCAAUAGCACUCUUCCAGCAGCAGCCAUUUCUUCACCCAUAGGAUGGUUCUGAGGUAGCUUUUUGGGGAGAGGGGUGACGGUGGUCAAGGGACGCCUUUUUGUUUUGACAGAAGCCUCUCACAGAAUGAUUAAAUUGUGUUGUUCCCAGGAGGGAUUCUGGGGAAAUAAAAUGGUAGUCGCAGGGAAGAGAGCUGGUACUAGGAAGUUUCCCUUAUCCCCAUUUCACUGCUUCUCCCGCCUCCCCACAUUUCUUAGAAAGAGAGUAAAGAAUCACGGGAUUGGUUGUAACAUGUUGCUUGUUGUGGAGUGACAGCAGAGAAAACAAUGGGGGUGGGAUGAUCGGUGGGGGGGGGCAGGCAUGUUAAAGGAGGCUUUGAAAACAUUGGAUCUAGGCACUCCUGUGUCUCCAAUCCUAGAACAGGGGGAACAGAUACCCCAGGUGUGCUGCAUGGAAGCAAUGGCAUGGAUUUAAUUUUUAAAAAUGUAGCAGUAAACCAGUGAAAAGGAGGACGAACCCACACCACUGCUUUCUGCCGUACUGACACAAGCCCAAUGGGGCUUUGGAUUAGGCGGUUUGCUCGCCUUCGAUUCUCCUUUCCUUUUGGAUUGUUCUGCCCAGCAAUCAGUUAAAGGGAAUAGGUUGUGUAGGUAGCAAAGGAGAACUGGCUUGUCUGAUUGAUGCUUAUUUCAGCUUUUGAGCAAGACAGCUGAGCUGUCUUCAAGUGAAUGUAAGUGCACUCCCCGCUCCUUUUUUCUUCCCUCCUUGUUCAUUCAUUCUGUCAGACUGCCUUUUUCUUCUGCUCCUUUCUAGUACAGAGCUGAUUACCAAUCGAAAAUCUUGUUAUGACACAUUUCUUUAAUAGGUUCUUUAAUAGGAGUUUCUCGCUUUUCAGUGGGAUUCUGGGGGUGUUACUUUCUAAACUGAAUUUUAGUUUAUUUUGUUAAGCACAAGAGAAACAAAACUUCCUCUCCACCCCCCCAAGAGCUGUGCUAUUUAUUGCUUUUGGGCUCCAAUGUCAGGUCAGCAUGGUUCACCAAAAUAUGGUGUCAUUUGUGUGGUAUGGUGACAAAGUAUAGUAACUUAGUGGAGGCAGGGGCCGGCCAAAAGGACACAGUGCAGGUAUGUGCUAACCAAAUAGUCAGUGGUGCCCAGCAUGGGUGUGCGUUAUGCUUGCAUUCAGCAUAGCUCCCGGACCCAGCCAGCUCAGGGUUAGUGCUUGUUUUACUGCUCCCUGCUCUCAUCAAAGCUGCCUGAUUCCAUGACUGCAGUAUUCAUGCAGAGGUUGGGUGGCCAUCUGUCAUGGAUGCUUUAGCUGAGAUUCCUGCAUUGCAGGAGGUUGGACCAGAUGACCUUUGGGAUUUCUUCCAACUCUACAAUUCUGUGAUUUUAUGGUCUGAUGAAACUACCCCAUGUUUUUCCUACACAACUAGCGGAGCAACCCACAAGUGCCUUCUCCUUUUCCCCAUUUUGUCACCCAGCACUACAUGUACAUAGCAUGAUUAACAAAUUUAUUAUUGUUGCCAUUACUGACAACAGUAAUAAUAAUUUAUAAAGCACCUGCAGCUUUUUAACCACUCUCAAAAGUUUUUUAAAAAACAACAACAACCAGAGUUCCUGCGUGCAACGUAUUGUCUAAUCAACGUGAUGCAAAAGGAAAUAGGAUUGGGGAGAAAAGAGGGGAGCAAUCCAACUUGGGCCCUAGUUUUUGGAGUUAUUUAAUUUUUCUUAUGAUGACCAGCUAGAAUGGAGACAGUCCAGGGAGAGGAGGAGCCAAAGCAGGCUUCCUCAAACUCGGCCCUCCAGAUAUUUUUGGCCUACAACUCCCAUGAUCCCUAGCUAGCAGGACCAGUGGUCAGGGAUGAUGGAAACUGUAGUCUCAAAACAUCUGGAGGGCCGAGUUUGAGGAAGCCUGAGCCAAAGAGAAGUUCAUUUCUCAGCUGAGCUGAUGGGGUGAGCCUCUCCUUUCUCAACCUUAGUAGCACCAAAGGGUUUCACCAAUAGAUGAAAACCCAAGGGAGAGGAGGGUGUGAAUGGCAACUGUGAAUUUUCACUGCAUUCUAAUGCGUUUGAAUGCACGUUCCCUGAGUUCAGCUUGCUUUCAGAAUUUAGGAAUGUCCAAAGUAGCAAUUUAUUUGGAAAUGAAAUCAAAACGAUUUGUCUUCCUCCCAAACAACCCAGUAAUCUACUCGUAAGGUAUAUUUAUUUUCUCGCUGCACAAGUUACCCUUCAUGUUUAAUAUAUGUUGUUUCCAUUUUGGUAGGCAGGUGGUAUAAGCCGAGAUUCCUCUGUAGCAGGAUGCUGAGACAACCCACUUCAUUGUGAAAUAACAAUGUUUGCGUACGCUCCUGUAAUCUUUCUGUUUUAAAGGGGGGGGGGAAGCGCCCCAGGUCUUCAUUAAACAUUUAUUAUUUAUCUUCUAUACUCUCUUUGCGGUGCAGGGUUAUUUGGCGAGAUGAACUUUUCCCAGCUCAAAAAUAUUAAAACAUGAAAAUUCCAUUUGCGCUCAUCGGAGUAGCAUAGCAGAAACCUCUGUGGGUAUUUAAUCAUUCAAAAUAAAGGGUUUUCUUUAAUUUUUAAACAUGUAUUUCAUUUUAUGUUUUAUUUAAAUUGUUUUAACAUUUGCCGAGAAGCCCCUGAAGUACUAAAACUUUUGAAACUUAGGUUAGCUUAAAAAUAAACAUGAAUAAUCCUGCAUGUGGAGGAAUGACAGGAGGGAGAGGGGGGGAGAGAGAGAUGCAAGUAUGCUGCUGAGAAAGAAACCAGCCAUGAUGAUUACAAAGCAUUACUUGCAAAAAUUAUCAAGCUAUACAAGGAAGCCGGAAUUGGGUUGCUCAUUGAUAACAAUAGGCCUUUUUCUGAUUAUUAUGAAUAUUUAAAGGAGCUCAUGAGAAGCUCAAAGCUAAUGUGCAAAACCAGAUUUUGGUAGAGCAGUUCUCUGGCUAGGGAUUUUGAACCUCGGAGAUAAGGCAGCAGUUUCCAGAUGUUAAUGAGGCAGACAGUGUAGGCAUGGUUCGGGGAAACCAAAUAUAGAACAAGAAGAGUUGAGAUGAUGAAGACCUGUGGGAAACUGCAAGUCGCGCAAUGGAAAAGAACCUUACUAGCAAAUGCUGUAUUUUUGUGAGUAAGUAGCAUGUAAGGCAAGGGACCAAACUUGCAACUGAAACGAAAAAGUUGAACAUUUCAAAGGAGAGAAAAAAAGAAGGAAUAAGAUGGAGCUUACAUCUGAAACAGUAAUGGUUGCAGUUAAUAUGGAUUCAAUUUGUUUCCUUCUACAGGAAAUUUGCAACCCACUUAAAUUGGUUAGUAGCAUUAAUCACUUCUCUGCUUCUUUCCUGACUCCAAAAUGCACCUUUCUUUUCUUCAUUAUCUUAUCCAGCUUUUAGAAGCAUCCCAUAUACUCAUACACUAUACUUCAUAUAAAUCCUUGUUAAUGGAAAACACUAAUUUGUUUCUGUUUUGUCUUAUGGGGGGGGGCAAACGCAGUGUGUUCAUAGGUUCUACUUGACUAUUUCUUCUGUAUGUACUUUCCAUCUGUCUUGAAAUAUAUUAGGGCUGCCAUUCUUCUUCAUUUCUUAAAGUUAUUUAAUUAAUUGUUUGAGGUUUACAGUGCAAUCUUAUACAUAUCUGUUCAGAAGUAAUCCCUACUGACUUCAAUGGGACUUACUACCAGGUAAGUGGGUAUAAGAUUGCAGCCUUCAUUAAGUAAUUAAUCAAUUUUAUAGUUGCAUAUGAAUAAGACACUUGUUUUUUAGGGGGUGGGGAGUGCCUCCUUGUUUUCAGACAAGGCUUAUAUGUGCCACAGAACACACAGUCUUAGAUGUAUUCCCUCCUGUGUCAUAGAAAAAGAAGUUGGAAUCUUCUUUUAAGAGGUGCCAUACGUCCAGAAGGGUAGACUAUGGCAAAUUUUCUUUUAAAGAACUCAACAACUUUGCCAACUGUUGUGCCUGGACUUUCACUUUUUAAAAUAUGGCAACCCGAUUCUAAUAUGCUGUUGACCCUGUGCCCUUUUUAUAUGUGUUAAUAUUUAACACAAUGUAUUUCCCUAUUAACUGGGGGCACCUUUUGAUCAAUUGAAAAGCUUUUAAAGUGAUAACUGUUUAAUCAGCUAAAUGGUGCAGCCCCCUAAUAAUAUUUAAAAUAUACUACAGUACUUGCAAAGUUAAAACAAAGAUCCAUUUAAAAGAACUUGGCUAUAUGUUUUGGAAAACGUAGCCGCAGCAUUUGGCACUCUUGAUGGUCUUUGCAGGGUCUGGACUGGGACUGAAUACACUCAAUACAGAAUCAGAACUGUAGGUGAGCUCUUAGACUCAGAACCAGGAGAUGAACUCAACUAUAGCAGUCAAGCAAGCACAUGCCUCAUAGUGACAGACUCAUGGGUAUGAUUCAAGUAUCAAGCUAGGAAAGUUAGGCAAGAAAAGAAGCCGCAAGAAUUGUCAGAAUCUUAUCAAGGACAGAAGAUCACACCUAGGAAGUACUAUUUAUGAGAAGGCACGGGUGGCAAUUUGAGGUAGAAUUCAACCCGGUGCUGCAUUGUUGGAUAGCAGAUGAGGCAAAAACUGUGAGGAUAUUGAAGUUGGGUCAUUUUGGAAGUUCAGGAUAAUCAGGGCAGGGCAAAAUAAUAUCUGGAUCCAUGGGGCAGGAGUGGUAAGGGAGCAUACCUAGAGAUGAGGGAUGCAGUUCCUUCUUCAUGCACCAGGCUCAGCACAUAACUCUUUGGAUCAGGGCCACCAUGUUUGAAUUCCUCGUAAAGCACCACCUUGCUAAACAAAUGAUGUUUUUCUCUUCCAGCCACAUUUCUUACAGAAUGAAAGCCUAUGAUAACUGUUAUUUAUUCCUAGCAAACUGCAUUCAGAGAAUGAGACAAACACCUCCUCUUGAUGAAUUGCAGCCCCCACCGUACCAAGAUGAUAGCGGCUCCCCGCAUCUCUCAUGCACGCCCUCCGAAGUUGGUGACAGCAAAUGUGAAUUCUCUCAGUGUAGCAACAGUCCAAGAUGCUCAUAUAAAUGCCCAAGCGAAGGGAGCACUGGGCAUGAAAUAGAAAGCUUCCAUAACAAAGGAUAUGAAGAUGUACCCAGUGACAGCACUGCAGUCCUUAGCCCAGAGGUAAACACACGCUCUCCCAAUUGUACCAAAAUUAUUCAGGAUAUAAUGAAGCAGCAUUGGUCCGAUACAUUACAGCUCAGUCGGGUCUUGAAAGAUGGCUUUCCCCAUUGACCCAUACAUGUACCACUUGAGACAGAGGCAGAGAACUCUUUAAGCUCCUCCUCCUGCUGAGCAUGAGAACUGAGAUGCAGCCUCUAUCAAAGCCUUUGCUAGAGUUUACAUCAGAGAGGAUGUAGUAAUACUGCUUGUUUGCCUGGAUAGAGGAUCAAGGAAUGUGUGUGAGAGUAUGUAGAAACUUUGUUGUUGUUUAGUCGUUUAGUCGUGUCCGACUCUUCAUGUCGUGACCCCAUGGACCAGAGCAUGCCAGGCACUCCUGUCUUCCACUGCCUCCCGCAGUUUGGUCAAACUCACGCUGGUAGCUUCAAGAACACUAUCCAACCAUCUCGUCCUCUGUCGUCCCCUUCUGCUUGUAGAAACUAGCCCACUGUAAAAAAGGUAAAAACCACCUUUCCCUCUGGCCCCACUCAUCACUUCCCUGUGGCCCCUGGAAACUUGCCCAGAAGAAAAGGUGGCCCCCGGGCUGAAAAACACUCCCCAAUUCUGACAUAUCAGAAGACCACCUCAGGGCCUGAAGUUAACUUCUCCUUCCCCAUCCCUGCCCCUGAGCCUUUCUUCCACCAAGUACCCUGUGGGAAGAAUAGCCAUGACUUUUUACUAUCCUCCUAGUAAAAUAUUGCGUACUUUAAAAAAGUAAUGUCACUAAUGAGCCGUCGUGGAAGGAUUUGUAUCCUGAAAGGUGGGAAAGAAGUAAUUGCAACAAAUAAGUAUAUAAAUAUAAGUCUAUUAUAGUUAGACGUGCUAACUUUUCAGUGGAAUUCUUUGACUGGAAUCUUAAUGUUUGGUACACAGAUAACACCAUCGUCAUCCACCACAACCAUAAUUAUUAGCAGAUUUGGCUACGCAUGUGAAUCUCAUUCUUACUUAUAAUUAAUAAUGUGCUUGGAUAGUUUAAAUGUACAGCAUGCAAUUAGGAAGGUGUUUUAUUUUUAACUGAGUCUUUCUUCUCACAUACCAAAUGUCACUUUGACUGGUCAUUUGACCAGUCUGGUAGCAGGGUUUUGGUUUUCUUUUUAGUAAAGCACAGGGUGAAAUAGGUGGAAAAACACUGUGGUGGCAGGGAUUACUUAUCUGUCCCUCUCUUAAAUCUGGCAUUCUGAAGAAUCACCAGGUGUUUUGAAAAAGCUAUGAUUAUUAUGAUUAUUAUUAUGAUUAUUAUUAUUAUUAAUCACCAGUGGAAGUUCUUUCCCCAGUAGACAUAGCAGGUGCAGAAGGCCUAAUCCUGAAAGUGACUAUAGUAGGGGGAAAGGGGUUAGCUUACCCUCCCAUUCCCUGUAUCAGAGCCUGAUCCAGAUCAGACCUCUAGCACAUGCUUUUAACUUUUAAAAUGCCAUGCCCACAAUUGAUAAUGUCAUGAACGGCAUCUCCUAGUCUUGCCUUAAAAAGCACAAUUUCUACAGCCCCUGCUUCUAUGUAGCAGGCUGCACAAUCCAAAAAUUGUCACUUAUUUCUAUGUUUUAUUUCUGUGUUAUUCAUUUUUAUGCAAACAUUUCAAAAUGGUUUAUUAUGUCACUGAUGAAUUAAAUUGUCAUUUAAUUCUCCAAAUCCUCCCGACCCCUUCAACAUUGUCCUAGCCAAUUCUCCCAACUGUUCCCAGACACUUUGACCUUAUUGCUAUGAACCUUUUAUUCUUGCCUUUCUCUCUUCUGAUUGGCUCUUUUCACAAGCAGUAAAAGAAGCCCUCUCAUUUUUUGUUUGACUGCCUGACAGCAUGCUGUCCUUCCUUGAAUAUUCAAAUAUCUUGUGUGUGAAAUGAACAAAAACAUCAUACUCCGUCACUGAGGACAAGCAUUUUAAUUUUAACAAUUUAUGUAAAGACACAUACUCGCGAAACCACUGUUAACAAAAUGUAUCACAGAGUGUAUCGAUACAGUUAUAGAUGUCUAAAUGGGUGUGAAUGUAUGUAAAACCUCUGCUCCGUUUCAUUUAGGAUCUGUCAGCUCGAGGAUCAUCAUCACAGCUCCCUAAAUCUUUUGAUCCUGAACCAGAAGCUAAGUAUGGCACCCUGGAUGUGACUUUUGACUACGACUCGCAGGAACAGAGGCUUCUGAUAACAGUGACAGCUGUCACAGACAUUCCAAAUUAUAGCAGGACAAGUGGAAGUUUAUGGCAAGUACACCUGGUUCUUCUUCCUAUCAAGAAGCAGAGAGCAAAGACCAGCAUCCAGCGGGGUCCAUGCCCUGUCUUCACUGAGACAUUUAAAUUUAAUCACAUUGAGUCUGAGAUGAUUGGGAAUUAUGCAGUGCGCUUUAGACUGUACAGUAUACGCCGUGUAAAAAGAGAGAGGAUUUUGGGAGAAAAGAUAUUUUACUUAACCAAAUUAAAUCUUCAAGGGAAGAUGUCGGUACCAGUGACAUUGGAGCCAGCGUACCCUAUUUCCGUGAGUAUUAAAUCAUGCAGAAAAGUGUACAACCAAGGAUUCUGAUUAGAACAGUUAUUUGUGCCACAAAGAAAUAUAUUUCUGUACAGCAGAAAAAUCGUUUCAGCGGGGCGAUGAGUAGUUGGUUUAUUUAAUGAAACUUGCUCACCCUUCUUUUCUGAUGGGGAAGGAGAGCAUUCAUUUUGGAGUUCACCUCAGGUGCCGAAAUGGCUUGGACUGGCCCUGGUAGUAGCCCUAAAACUUUGGAAUUCCCUCCCAGCAAAGGUCCAUGUAGCAUUACCAUUAUUCAGUUUUUGUCAUCUGCUAAAGACACACCUCUUUAUCUUGGCCUUUGAAGAGUGUGUGUGUGUGUGUGUGUGUGUGUGUGUGUGUAAACCUGAAAAUACUAAAUUAAUUAAAUAUUUAUUUAUUUAUUUAAAAAAAAGAUGGAUGCUAUUGUGCUUUGAACUGUAUUGCUUUUGCUGUUGCGUGUCAGCCGAGAUUCCUCUGUAACGGGAUGCUAUCAGAAAUACAGGAAGGUUUACUCCAUUGGAGACCAAGACAGAGAGAAAUAUGAGACUUCUGAUAGUUGUUUCUGUAAUAAUUAUCAUCUGAGAGGGUGCUUUCAGGAAAUGUUAAAUCUGAGGUAAUUAAUCCAGCUCAAUGUGUGCACAUCAUUUUAUCUUACAAUGUAACGUAAACAACAUGGCUCUCAUUUGUGUAAUACAAGAUGAGUAUUACUAAGUUGGAAUGUGUGAGCUCUUUGAAAUAAUGUAAGUGGCCUGUCUGAACAGAUCCACAAUGAACAACUGUUGCUCAAGUCUAGGUUUAAGACAUGGGUAGGAGGACAGAGGGGUGAAAAGAGAAGAAACAGAAUGAUUCAGCUUCCUAAGCUCCAGUUAGUUUUCCCUGCAUUUACUACACAGUUUCCUCUGGGUUCCUCAGAUAUGUGUUUAUUGUAUCACCUUGUGAGAAGCAUGGUACGAUUCUGCCAAAUGGCUUGAAUCACCUUGCAUCAGCUGCAGGCAGCACUAAACCAAAUCUUUCCCAACUGAAUUUGCAAUAAGACAGGGGAGCAUUAAAUGCUAUAUUCAAGAAACAUCUGUCUGCCGUCAAAAGACUAUAAGGACAAUGGAGCUAUCUAUCGCUUACAGGUCAUAUAGGGGCGUGGGUGGCGCUGUGGGUUAAACCACAGAGCCUAGGACUUACUGAUCAGAAGGUUGGUGGUUCGAAUCCCCGCGACGGGGUGAGCUCCCGUUGCUCGGUCCCUGCUCCUGCCAACCUAGCAGUUCGAAAGCACAUCAAAGUGCAAGUAGAUAAAUAGGUACCACUCCGGCGGGAAGGUAAACGGCGUUUCCAUGCCCUGCUCUGGUUCGCCAGAAGCGGCUUAGUCAUGCUGGCCACAUGACUUGGAAGCUGUACGCCGGCUCCCUCGGCCAAUAAAGCAAGAUGAGCGCCACAACCCCAGAGUCGGCCACGACUAGACCUAAUGGCCAGGGGUCCCUUUACCUUUACAGGUCAUAUGCUUUCUUUAUAGAAUGGAUUCCUAGAAUCAUAGAAUCAUAGAAUCAUAGAGUUGGAAGAGACCACAAGGGCCAUCGAGUCCAACCCCCUGCCAAGCAGGAAACACCAUCAGAGCACUCAUGACAUAUGGUUGUCAAGCCUCUGCUUAAAGACCUCCAAAGAAGGAGACUCCACCACACUCCUUGGCAGCAAAUUCCACUGUCGAACAGCUCUUACUGUCAGGAAGUUCUUCCUAAUGUUUAGGUGGAAUCUUCUUUCUUGUAGUUUGGAUCCAUUGCUCCGUGUCCGCUUCUCUGGAGCAGCAGAAAACAACCUUUCUCCCUCCUCUAUGUGACAUCCUUUUAUAUAUUUGAACAUGGCUAUCAUAUCACCCCUUAACCUCCUCUUCUCCAGGCUAAACAUGCCCAGCUCUCUUAGCCGUUCCUCAUAAGGCAUCGUUUCCAGGCCUUUGACCAUUUUGGUUGCCCUCCUCUGGACACGUUCCACAUUCUCAAAGAAUAGUGGAUCUACACACACACACACACAUACCCACACAUGCAAUAUUCUCUGGGGGAUUUUCUAUAAAGCUUGCAAAAAAAACAUCAUGAGGUGACUGCCAUUAUUUUGAUAAUGGGCUGUUCUUUCAGAGUACCCACACCCACGAAUUAACAUUUAAGACCACAAAUUUUAGUGGGCUUAAUCAGUAGCAGUGUGUGCUGUGGCCUCCUGUGACUGGCAUUUCUGCGGCUUACCUGGACAAGGCAGGGCAACAGUGAGGUUAGGGCUACAUGGUUGCAUUGGCAGGACAGUGGCCUGUUCCCACCCCAGUCCAGGUAAGCAGCAGUGAUGCCAGUGUCAUACUGCUACUGACCUUACAUGUGGUUAACUCUAUGCUAGGUUGUGAUUUUUGACUUGGGAUCCCUUUAUCGGGGAUGCCUGAAGACGUUGCUCUUUGUGAAUUCUGAUAGAAACUGAGCUGACCCCCCCCACACACACACCUCCCAAGCUAUUAUGCAGAUUGGAACCUAGUUAUUCUUUAGAUUUAGCACUCCUCUGAAUUUUCUGCUGCAGUUUUUCACUCAAAAAGAUGUAAAGUAUCUGAGGUGAAAUACAUUUAUAAAUGCAUAUUUAGAGAUAAAAUAUCUUCAAAAGGUAUUUAUUUAAAUUUGACUUUUGUGAGUUUUUUAAAAUCUUGUAGACUAAUGCAGAAACACAAUUAAAUGGAUUUAUGAAAGAACAUUGCUUGAAAGAGGCAUAAACCAGAAAUAGACUGAUAUGUGCCUGCUUACCCUUUAAUCAAAUGUUUGAAAAGUUUUUAUGGCUACAUUCUUACAUAGUUGUGAAGUAUGUUUGUCAGCGAAGGAUGCCGUGCAUAUGACACUAUUAGACCCUAAUGUAGACUAUAAAAAGGGUAUCUAGGCAAUAAUUUUAAUGCUCUGUCACAGCACAUUCCAAACAAAUUAAAUAAUCUAUCUUCUCAUUUUUACCCACUAAGAUGUGCUGCAUAAUUUUUAUUAGAAAACUUAUAAAGACACUGCACUGUGCAUCAAAUGAGAAAAGUGGCACAAGGGUGCCAUUCUUACCUUGCCAAAUGUCUGUUGAGGAAGUUGGAACACUGAUUUGCCAAAACAUAUAAAUUCUGUUUUGUCAUUUCAUUUUGAGAGUAUAUUAUUCACAGUAGCUUAAGUUUGGGAACAAAGCUGAUCUGUGAAUAGUGUGAUACUUUUGUUCUCAGAAUAAUUUGCCUGUGCAUAUAUUUCACAUGUUAUUUAUGAUUUGCAGAAGGAAAUUUGAUAUAACUUUAUAGACUCUGUAGUAAUAAAUUACAGCUGUAUGUAAUAAUUUUUAAAGAUUUGAGUCUCUUGAUUAUACCCAGUGAAGGAAUUAGGUUUUUCAUUUGAUUUUACUUUAAUCAGUGUUUUUUGCCCAAGACAGAAGGAGAUUUUUAAUAGUGCAUCUACCAGUUUGCCCUCUUGAGAUUGAAAAAAACAAAUUAGAAGCAAAGGCCUUUGAGAAGUUGUCUUUUAACCAAUUCUUCUAAAACUCUGAUUAGGUGCUUCAUGCAAUUCUAUAGAGUCUAUGCCAGGGGUCAGCAAACUUUUUCAGCAGACCUUGUGAGGGGCCGGACUAUAUGGGGGGGUGUGAACAAAUUCCUAUGCCCCACAAAUAACCCAGAGAUGCAUUUUAAAUAAAAGGACACAUUCUACUCAUGUAAAAACACGCUGAUUCCUGGACCACAGGCCGGAUUGAGAAGGCAAUUGGGCCGGAUCCAGCCCCGAAGCCUUAGUUUACCUAUCCAUGGUCUAUGCAGAAUUAAGAACCAAUGAGUUCUGUGUGGCUUUCUCCUAGAUAAAUGGAUAUAGGAUUGUAGAUGAGCAGAGCAGUCCUCUGCACUGGAGUGAAUUCAGACGAGGCUUCCAACUGCAUGUGACUGAACUAUAGGCAUGUGGAAGCUACCACUGGCAGUGUCAGUGUCAGCUGCAGCUUGUGUGUGCCUCACAAACAAGGCUUUUUAGGGGUGAGGAGUGGAGAGUUUUGGGUUGGCAAAGGAACCACUGAUCCUAAGCCAGUCCAUUGACAGGCCCAAUCCAGGUCUCUCUGCUGUGUCAACCUGGAGCUGGUCCAGAAUGGUAUUUUCGUGCCACCCACCUUCUGCUCUGAUUGUCAUGAUUUCCAGUUGUACCCUCCAGGAGUUUGGAUUGUUCCCUUAAUAAAACAACAGUCUCUUUUAUCAUUUUUUACUGUACCACUAGAAUGGCAUGUGUUUUUUACUGUACCACUAGAAUGGCAAGAUUUUUCAUAAAUCAAUAAAAGAGCUUGGCUCUAAAUUUUAUUCAAACUAGAUCUCACCCCCUCAUCUUAAAUAGAAGCUAUACUGUGAUUAAAAUAAUAAUCACAAAUAUUCUGAUUACAAAUAUGGUCCAAUGGGGCUUUCGGUCCCACCUGCCUUAAUGGACGCAGCCCCCACGACAGCGGGGGAUCGCCAGCAAAUGAAAAACAAGGAUAACAGAGGGUAAAUCACCCUUGCAAAUUCCCUCCAGGGACAGGGGGAAUGGGCUUCACUCUUAGUUUGACUCGGUAUCUGGCUCUUGCUCCGGUAUGAGACAGGAGACCUUUAAUCUUAAUUUAGCAGCUUGCUUUUCUGUCUCUAACCAUGAGUCAACCUGGGAAGCAUGUAGAAUUGUAGAAAUAAAGUAAGUUACCCUUUCAGUGCAAAAACAGGAACAUUCCUAUUCAAGAUAACCUUUUCUAAGAAGCCAGAAGCUUUUCUUUUAGGAAUCCUAGGUGCAAAGAUUCCAAAUGACCAGAAGAGACUAUUUAUGUAUGUGACUUCAGCUGCCCGGACUUUGUUAGGUCAGAGGUGGAAAGAAAAUACAACCCCUACCAAGAAAGAAUGGCUAGUAGAUUCUUUAACAUAUUGUGCAUGCCUACUUCUUCCACUGGAAAAAAUGGAGAUGUUCUAAAUGUGUGCCAGAGAUGAUAGUUGCAUAUAAGACAAUCCUAGCUUGAGGCACAUUCAUUUGAUACCUGAUUCCUGAGAAGGCAGGAGGACACCUCAUUGUAGCACUUCUCCACCCCAUUAAAGCCUCGCACCAGUGUUGAAAAGAGGAUAUCCUGAGUCACCAAGAAGCCCCAUGCUGACAUUUCCAAAAAGUAGAAAAGAUCCUUGAACAAUCUGGUCCAAAUAGAUUCUUGCUAUCUUGGGUAGUUACCCUCACCUUGGUAUUAACCCUGGAAGAGAACAUCUGCUUCACACAUCCUCUGAUACCCAGUUGCACCUGAAGUAGAGGUGACAGAGUGUCCUAGAAGACAAAAGUGGCAUCUGGAAUGAAGUGAGAAAUAAGAAAGUAUAUUUACAUGGGACACAGGUGUGUUUCUUGGUAGCCAAGAGAAGGCACAAGGAGAUGGAGGUCAGGCUAUAACUACCUUACCCUUCUUGUCAGAUGUCCAGCUUAACAGGAGUUGCAGGUCUCCAGGGCCCUUACCAUUGAUUGAAAAAGAGUUGUUUAGUGAACUUUCCUCAAAAGCAGAGGUGUCUGUUAGGAGAGAAAUCCAAGUGGGAAGAGAGGUCUCAGAUUUCCUAGUUUUCAUGCAUGGGAUGUGGUUGCUGCCAGAAGAGGUGCCUACAAAUGUCUACCACAUAGCAAAGAUGGACCCACAUCUGAUAUCUUACAUCCUGGCUACAUUGUUUACUGUCCACUACAUUAUUUACUGUCCCAAACAAAGGCAAAUACAGGGCAGCCAUUUUGAGUAGCCAGUGUGGUGUAGUGGUUAAGAGCAGUAGAUUCGUAAUCUGGUGAACCAGGUUCGCGUCUCCGCCCCUCCACAUGCAGCUGCUGGGUGACCUUGGGCUAGUCACACUUCUGUGAAGUCUCUCAGCCCCACUCACCUCACAGUGUUUGUUGUGGGGGAGGAAGGGAAAGGAGAAUGUUAGCCGCUUUGAGAAUCCUUCGGGUAGUGAUAAAGUGGGAUAUUAAAUCCAAACUCCUACUCCUCCUCCUCCUCCUCCUCCUCUUCUUCUUCUUCUUCUUAGCAGCAAACACAUGCUUGCAAUUGCUUUCUGGAAAAGAUUCCUAAUUUAUAAGAACACGAACCAGGGUUUUGAAAAGGCAGGUCCCUGGUGGAGAGUUGUCUCUUCAGUUGAGAUGCAAUACACCUACAUACACAUUUCAAAAACAUAAUUUUACAUUUGUGUCUGUGCUUGCUUCCUUGAGUGUUAGAUUUGUGCUUGCAGCGAUAUUUCGUUUACACAAUGUGGGGUUAUUGGAGAACAUUUGCCGGUAUCUUGCCGAGUCAUUUGAAUUGCUUGCUGCUUUGUUGCACCCAACUGAUUUGUAGAAGGUUGCACUUGGCUUUGCACCACACUGAGUGUCGAUGAUAGAUCCUUGCCUGCAGUUAUGGGAAACCUGCAGAGGAGGGAGGGGGAGGAAGGGAAAGGAGAAUGUUAGCCGCUUUGAGACUCCUUAAAGGGAGUGAAAGGCGGGAUAUCAAAUCCAAACUCUUCUUCUUCUUCUUCUUCUUCUUCUUUGAUUUCCAGCAACCAGAUUUAUCAUACUGCGUUUCUGACUUAAGGCAAGGUAAUUCCGGUUCUUUGGGCUGGGAUGGUAAUGUAAUCCUGGCUUAGAAUGUAUGUGAUGAGAUUUAAUUGUUUUCUGGGGUGGGUGAAUUGAGCAUCGAAUUUCACAGCUUGAUAUUUUGCCUCGGCUUUGCUCUGAACAUUGGGGGCCCCUGGAAUCUUGCCUUGCUGCAUUCUCCUACAGCUGUUAAAGAAAGAUAGAAGAAACAGCUUCCUGACAUUGAUCUCUCUGGUAGAAAGUGAUCGGGGCUGGUCCUUGGUUUAAUGUUGUAUGAAUGGUGCAGGGACGCUGUGUGUCUCUCUGCAGGCGUUGAGCAUGGGAAUUCAUUCUGAGACCAAGAGGGUAGUGAAAACCUUUCUGUGCAUGGAUUUUCCCUCCUGACCCAUAGUUUAUCACAUGUAGCUCUGUUCGAAGUGCAAAACUGAGCAUUUUCCAUCACUUUGAGAACUUGUUAUUCCUAUUUGUGAUACUGGUUCUGUUGGCAUAGAAGGUGGCCUUCUUUAUAUUUUGAGGAAGGUUAUAUUUCACUCUUAUAUGUAUUGUUCUUUCAGAUCCACACCCCCAUUUUUUAUUUUCAUUAAGCUGUCAUGUGCUGUUAAGAUCAAGUUAGAGUCAAAAUCUAGGGAGAUAUAAAUACUGGGAAUGGGUUCUUCAGUAUCUUGGCUGCAUAAAAUGCUUGCAAACGCUUUGCUUUUGCUUCUAGGGCUGCGACUCCCAAAUGAGCAUGUCAGAAAUGUCCUGCAGUGAAAGUACCUCCUCCUGUCAGUCUCUGGCACAUGGCUCAGCUCCAGAAAUCCUCAUUGGACUGCUUUAUAAUGCCACAACUGGAAGACUAGCAGCAGAAGUGAUAAAAGGCAGCCACUUCAAAAACCUGGCAGCAAACAGACCACCCAGUGAGUGGAAUAUAUUUUUUUUAUCCUAAUACUUCUGCACUUGGGGGGAUUUCACUGGUGGGGACUUCAAUCCUAUCAUUUAGCUUUAUCCAGUCAAACUGAAAUACUGCAAUCAUCAGUUAAUCUGUUUCAUGUUUUAUAUUUCCAGUCAUUGGGGAAAUGGCAGAAAUCUAAAAUUCAAAAUAUUAGUUGUGAUUUGACAAGAUCCUUUUAAUUUUUCAUGACUGGCUGACUAAUAAAUUGCCUUUAUCAUAAUGAUUAAUUGCUAAACUAUUAAUGCCUCACAUCACAGAGCCAAUAUAAAAAGUUAUAAUGUAUUUUAAAAGUGUGUGCCAAUGAAUGUUUAUGUAAAUGUGUUGAUGCUACUGCGGUUAUGGAUCCUCUUGUAAGAGUUUAUCAGUCUGUGAGAGUUUAACUGAUACCGACAUGUAUAAUUUAGAUUUUAUAUUCUCAUAGUAUAAUAUGAUUUAUAUUAUAUUUAUUCCUGAUACCAGGUAUGAAGAAAUGUUGCACACUCUAGAGAUAGACAAAUAGGAAGACAGUCAUACGGUUUGUUCUUGGCUUCCUGCUUCUUCUUUGUAUGCGGUACUCAAACAACAAACCUGAGUUCAGACAUAAUGCUAAGCCAAACCAUGGGGUAGCAUUGGGUUGGACAGCAGUAGCAAGACCAGGAAGGAGCAAAGUGGCUGUGAUUUCUGCUGUGAGUACCCGUGUACUUGAACAGUCAUGCUGAGCCAUGGUUUGGCUUGCUGUUAUGGAUAAACUGGGCAAAUAAGGGUGCAAUCCUAAGAAAUUGCAGACCUCCCACUCCAUGGGUGGAGAGGGAGAUCUGCAGGCAGAGGAGAUCUACCCCAGAGGGAACUUCUGUAACUGGAAGUCUCUUCUGCAUCCAGUGUUUCUGCUGUGUUGGUAAGGGAAAGGGGGCAUGUCAGGGAAGAAUGAAAGAGACAUUGGAUCCACAUGAUCUCUCAUGCCCCUGGCAUGCCCCCAACAAUAGAUGAAAAGGAUGUCUUGGAACUUCCACAUAUCUUCCCUGCAGUGGCCUGGCACCCACCUACCAACCUAGUCAUCACAAGACUGUCAAGGCUCUGUUCUUCCACUGUGAAUUCUUCCUUUCCUGCCCCCACUAGACUGCUCCACCCCGUAGCCUCAGAUGGAGCUAGGAAUGUGUUUGAACUGGGCAUAAUUGAGUUCCUUUUGUUCACUUGUCGGAACCAGAAUGUGCAAGCGGGCCCAGGAAUCAGAUGUACAUUGUGCUAGCACCCAAAUUUAGCCCCUGGGAGCCACGCAUAUAUAAAUCAGUAAAGGAAAAAGUAAGCGGUAGAAAACCACAGUGGUAGUCGGAACCUAGGGAGGAGAAAAGACAAACUAGGUACGAUACUCAACAACCAUUGCUACCAAGAUGUUAAGUCGUAAGAACAUAAGAAGAGCUUGCUGGAUCAGGCCAAUAGCCCAUCUAGUCCAGCAUCCUGUUCGCACAGUGGCCAGCCAGAUGUCUGUUGGAAGCCUGCGAGCAGGAUAUGAGUGCAACAGCAAUCUCCCCUCCUGCUGUUUCCAGCAACUGGUAUUCAGAAGUAUUACUGCCAUGGAGAUAGUCGUUGUGGCUAAUAGCCAUCAAUUGCCCUCUCCUCCAUGAAUUUGUCUAAUCCUCUUUUAAAGCUAUCUAGGUUGGUGGCUAUCUCUGCUGCUGGGGGACUGAGUUCCGUAGUUUAACUAUGUGCUGUGUGAAGAAAUACUUUCUUUUAUCUGUCCUGAAUCUUCCAGCAUUUGGCUUAAUGUCCUUGAGUUCUAGUUUUAUGAGAGAGGGAGAAAAACUUUUCUCUGUCCACUUCUUCCAUGCCAUUCAUAAUUGUAUACACUUCUAUCUAUCCGUUUGGGUUGCUGCAAGCAUUAUUUUUUUAAAAAACAUUUCUAACAGUCUUGAACAUCCAAGACAAGAAAAAAGUUAUACGUGUUCUGCCCUAUACAGUGGUACCUCGGGUUACAGACGCUUCAAGUUACAGACUCCGCUAACCCAGAAAUAGUACCUUGGGUUAAGAACUUUGCUUCAGGAUGAGAGCAGAAAUCGUGUGGUGGCGGCAGCAGGAGGCCCCAUUAGCUAAAGUGGUACCUCAGGUUAAGAACAGUUUCAGGUUAAGAAAAGACCUCUAGAACAAAUUAAGUUCUUAACCCGAGGUACCACUGUAUCUUCUUCCAUUUUGUUUGAAAUGGACCCAUAUUACAGUCAUGAGUUUAGGAAUCUGGUGCCCUGAUCCAGAAUCUCCUUGCACAUGCAGGUGUUGUGAUCCACACACCAAUUUUUUAUGUCUGUUCAUUGCAGUGUUGGGAACAGAUCUAGGCACUAAUCUCCACUGUGUUUUUCACUCAGGCUUCCCUGACACUGUAGUUUGAGUAGAAAGCCUAUGCUUACAGGAGAGCUUUAUGGGUGCAUUGAAGCAGCCAUUAAGCUUUAGAUGGUCUGUGAUCACAUGAUUUUGCACUUUGGUGUAAUAAUUUAUUUCAGAUGAAUGAUGAUGUAAAGUAGCAUUAAAUGUACAAAUUAGUGUUGUGGUUGUUUUUUUAAAAAAAACAAAACACCCAACAACCAGUGUAUUGAUCAAACUAAUGUUUAAUCCAAUUAGCUUUCACCUUAUUGUUUGUAAUAUAUACAGGAUUCAAUUCAGUGACCGCUUACCCUUUUGUAAUUCCAUUGACCUCAAAUGAGGCUCCACUAGUUUGAGGUCAUUGAACUGACCCUUACUCAAAAAGCUGGAGUUUGCAUGAAAAAGAGGAUGGUCCGGUAAAGGUGACACUAUGAUUUCUGUAGUUUCGUAGUGUAAUCUUUUGCAUGAAUCUGUAUGUUCUGUGUUAGAAACACAAUAGAAAUUAAUACUAAAAUAUCCCAUUACUUGAAACGGUGUAAUUUUUUUCCCUGUUAAAGAUUACACAGUGACCUUACAGAAUUCAUUUCAUUCAAUUGUACCUGCCAAUCCUUUUGUUUGGUCCCUCUCUCUAAACGGAUUUGUUAAGGUUUCAUUUUCUUCCACUCUAGUGAAUAGUGUUUCCUCUUAAACUUUAACCUUUGAUCCUCUCUCACCCAACUAUUGACAUCUGGUCAUUAUUUCUUUUACUGCUUUCCACCCCCUGUUGUCAGACGGACUGUUCUGUUGUCUAAAACACUUGAUAGGUGGACAGGUUUAUAUAAUACGAGGUGAGUUCCUGUAGAGACUAAUUGGAUGUUGUCUUUUUCAUGCAAAAGAAAGUUGCCAGCAGCAAAGCUCUCCACCACUCGCCACCAUGUUGGUUUCUGACAAUUUACCUUAAUUAACUAUUUCACUCUUAUAAUGGAGAUAGACCAAAUCUCUGACUGGAUGAUGGUAUUUCAAAGAUCUGAAAAUUAAAAUGUGAAGUCUAACGGGUAAGCCAAAAAAGAAGACACAAAAACUGUCUGUUUCUAAAUACCGUGAAAUACAAAUAGGGAUGCAGCAUGCUGCAUUCAGUGGCCGUGAGUGUAUUUUCCCAGACAAAGUGGAAAACACUAUAAUGAAACUGAUAGUUUUUGGUGUCAAAUGUUGUAUUAAUGAAUUCAUGUCCACGAUUCAGUAGCUCUGGUGCACAGAUAGAGGCUUUCCUGUUCUCUUCUAUCAACAUUGGAAUAUAUCACCCUGUGCAGAUAGGAUUUUGGAUCGUGGCCUGAAUAUCUGAGCUAUUGUUAUAGCAUAGUACUUCUUAAAAGCACUAUAAAGCAACUGUGCCCAAAUAAUUUAACAAAACAACACAUUGAAUAUUAAAAAUUAGACAUGAAGAGAGAGCAUUACUCAGAUGAGUAAACAUCAGCUUGUCAAUGCAUUUUGUUUUUUGGCAUUUUAAAUAUUCACAAAUGAAAGAAAAAACUGACAACCCUUGAACCACAUCCAUGCAGAGAAUUUUUCCCUAGUAAACAUUUCAUUCUGAGCACCCAUGACGUCAUCACUGCACUCCACCUCAUACAUAUAUUUUUACUUGUAAAUUAUUUGUUUAUUUCAUUUCUCUUUUUAUCCACCUGUUUACAUUAUCUGAAAACUCUGAAAUGCUUUACAGUGUUGUGGCCAGUUGUAGCUUGCUGAGUGUUAAUGCUACACAUGUCUGCUUUAUGCAACUGAGCAGGGGGUGAAUGGAUAGAAGGAUUAUGAGGUAUACCUUUAAGUAAACUUGUUAUGUAAGGAUAAUGCAAUUAAGUAAAAGUUGAAUGUCAAUGUUUACUUCCUUUUUUAAACAUGGCUUAAGUUUAGUCAACUACUCAAAAUCCAACAUGGUAUACGCCAUAACCUUAAAGAUAGACUGGUGUAUUUUCAUAGGAGAAAUCCUUUGUCUAAAGCAUCUUAUGCAUGACAUUGUUUAUUUUGUAGAUACAUUUGUUAAGCUGACGUUGCUGAAUUCUAUGGGCCAAGAGAUGUCCAAAUGCAAGACAUCUAUCCGAAGAGGGCAACCGAAUCCAGUCUACAAAGAGACCUUUAUUUUCCAGGUGGCACUGUUUCAGCUUUCUGACGUUACACUCAUAUUGUCUGUGUACAAUAAACGCAGCAUGAAACGAAAGGAAAUGAUAGGCUGGAUUUCUUUAGGUUUGAACAGUUCUGGCGAAGAGGAACUAAAUCACUGGACUGAGAUGAAGGAAUCCAAAGGACAACAAGUAUGUAGGUGGCACUCGUUGUUAGAAUCUUAAUGAGUAGUUGUGGCUCCACGUAAUGUCAGGAUUCCACGAGGCUGCCCCGCAGGUGCAACCAAGAGAAAGUGUUGCAGAAGUUACAAUUCAACAUUCCACUUUUACAGAUGCACAAAAUGCCGUGGAGCAGAAUUUACUUUUGCAUCUUCAGUUGACACCACUGAGUUCAGGUAACAUGCACUGGACGCAGAAGAAAGAGCAAUCCCAAGUCCUUAUUUUGAUGCUUUCAGGAUUGUUUUGGUUCACAUAUCAGUUUUCCAUUUAACUAAUAGGUAUUUUGUGUAAAUCAUCUACUAUUGCAAAAUUCUCUGAUUGUGUUUGUUUUCUUAGAGGUGCUAUGCUGUGUUAUAUAUGACUUGUCAAGAAGCAGAUUUAGAGAGCUGGGGGAGUAGUUAAAUAGUGGAACACAAAAAUUAGAAUGUUGGCACACAGUAGUUGGAACAUUGCUUCCCCACCCCCUUAGGAACUUACCAUUUCCUUAACGGAGUUUAAUUUUGAAGAACAACAUGCAAGAGCACUCCUGCAUGUUGACUGCUUAUCAGAUACACAAACAGCUCCUCUGUGGUGCCUGCUUUAGGCUGGGGGUUGUAACUCCCUAUUCGCUCCCAAGAGCGGAAGUUGUUAGAAUGAUGAAUCACUGCUAAUGGUGUGCAUAAACCCAUCACAAUUCAUCCCUGGCAAACACCUUUUUGUGUUGUUUCAGGAGCUUACAGACUUGUUUGACCGGUGGCAGCAGUGAGAGAAAAGAAAAAUGUGUGUGUACACCAUGGGAAGGGAAGCCUCUCUCAAAAAACUUUCUGCUCUCUUGAACUAUUGUGAGAGUGCCAAUUUACCAUGCAGGAUCCUCUUGCGUGUCGUUUCCUUGGAUCUGUCAAAUCAGGUCUCAAUAUUUUUGGCAUUGAUCAAAUUGUCUUUGAGUCCACCUCAGGAAUAAUCUCCACUUUAUGCAGCAAUCAUUUUUUGUUUUGCGGAUCCCUCACAGGCCUAUUUAGACAGGUUGAAAACACAGGAUCUAAAGAGCUGCACAACUAAUUCAGUGUGCCUAAAGGAGCUUUAGACAUGUGUUUCUCAAAUAGCAGCCCUCCAUGCUUUGAAACUGAGAGGAAUUUUCGCAGUAUAGAGGUCGAGUUAAAAAAAAAAAAAAGUUUCACUGCAUGAACAGAAGCACCAGGACACAACUAAAUUCACCCUAUUUCCCCCAGUAGUAGAGCAUGGUUGAAAUCCUGUAUGCAGUUUCUGGCAAGUCUCACUGAUACCAGUGGCAUUUUUGUUUAGGUAGCAGACUGCAGGACUACAGCUGAUAACUUUACUAAAAUUUCUUUGUCAUUAAAUCAGUUGGUCUUUAUAUGAACCUUGUAUUACGAACCUUUGAAAAUUCAAAGGUGAUAAAAUCUAAGGAUUAAAACAGCUGGGAAUAAGGACUUGGGUAAUCUUAGAUAAUAAAUAAGGGAAAUAAACUUCUAUGACAUCUGUCAGUUUAUUUAACCUCAGCAAUGUGUUAAUCAUAAUAUAAAUCUUGGAAAGGCAGCUUCAUGCAUUAUGAGAUUUGAAGCACAAAGGAAAGUAUGACUAGAGUCUGCUAGUUUUAAAGUUCUUGCAAUAAAUUGUUUCACCACUUUCUGUUUCAUCUACUGGUAAAUUUCAGGGAUUCUGUGUGAUACUGAAGCUUUUCUUGAGGAUGAGGUUGGCAUCAUGAUUAAAAAUUAGUACAGUUUAAAUAAGCACCUAGAACUUCUAUUAUGCAUAUCUGAGGAUGGAAUCUCUAUCUGUUGCAAGUGUUGUCAGAGCUCAUGAAUUCUUAGUUAAGUGCCAGAUUCAGUUAAGAUUUCUGGAUGAGGCGAGUCUGUGAAAAAAGAUUCAUGUUUCCUUUAUUUAUUUAGAGUGAGCUGAUUGAGAAAGUGCAUAUUUAUCACUGUUUUCUUCACAAUAUUUUUGAAUGCCGCUAAGUUUGAGAUCCAGUUUUUGCAUGAAUGGAUACAAGUGCAUCAUAUGAAAUAUUUGCAAUGUUCCCAGUCUCAAAAUUCUUAAGAACCUCCUUAAAAAUUCCCAGCUGUUGUCUUGAAAUUGUUAUUCAGUGCCUUUCAUGUUUCACCACUUAAAUUUGUAACUGUAAUGCGAUGCUGAACUGGAUGAUUUAAGUCUUGAUUGAUUCAAAGAUUUACCAAAUGAAUUUUCCUUCCUGUGUUGCAUGAAGAGUAUGGCACACAAAAUAUAAUUUGUUAAAAGAAAAUCAUUCAGGAACUUUUGCAAACAUAAAUAAUGUUAAUAGUUGUUCAGUAUAGAAUAAUCUUUCCAGUUUUGUUUCUUAUUGAUUUCGCAGUGCAUCCUUAUACAAGCCUUAUUACAAGAUUUUUUGUUUCAGAAGUCCUUACUUUACAACCUUUUUGUUAAAAUGGAGACACUUGGGAUCUACUUGUAGAUCUAAGCCUCCAGUUCCAAUAAGGCUUACCAGAAAAUAAGUACUAUUGAACUCAUUUAAACUUCUGAGUAAGCAUAUUUAGGAUUGCUCUGUAAGACUUGCACUGUCAUAGUGCCUUGAAGAUUGGAUUAUGCAUUCAUACAGAGAAGGAGCAGACAAAUAAACUGUGGCUUCAUAACAAUAUUCCUAAUUUUAAAAAUGUAUUACUUGGUUGGUGAUUAUGACCUAAGAGAUUCCUAAUUCACAAAGUUGUCUAAUCAGGAUUGUACCUCUGCAUAUUCUUUGCUUUUUAAAGUGCAGUAUAGAUACAGCUAUUGAGUAAUUCUGCUAAAAGGCAAGAUAGAAGUGAGCAGAGUAUUAUUUUUUUAUGAACGUUGUUUGUCAUAUUAACACCUUUGCCCUAAUUUUCACAUUGGUUGCCUUGUUUGGAAAUUACCUUGUACACAUAAAGCAUUUGAUGGGU